GAGCUGUAGAGAAGAUGUUACGUUGCCACUCUGAGUGCCCUCUGUCUGUGUAAUGGUGUGUAUACUGUAACUGAGCAUGUGUGUGUCCUUCUCUCUCUGUGUGACCCAGGUCAUGAGACUAAAGCCAUGAUGAACAACAGCGGGCCGCGGUACAAGCGCAGCCAGCUGGAGAGGCACCUGAACACCGUGGUGCUGUGGUGUGUGCUGCUGCUCUUCAUCAUGUGUCUCACUGCUGCUAUAGGUCACGGCCUCUGGCUAAAGAACCUCAAAGACCCGGUCUUUAAGGUGGAUACGGAGACUUCUCCCGCCCUGGCUGGAUUCUAUGUCUUCUGGACUAUGAUCAUUGUGCUGCAGGUACACACGUUACCAUUUCACCAGAAACAAUUACAUUUUAAAAAUCUUAUUAAAGACUCUUGUUAGCUGCAAGUAAGUGUUGAUUUCCAGAUGUGUUGGUCACAGCAAACACAUUUUUGGUUAAAUGCCAAAAAUAAGGUCUGUGGUUAACACAAACUGAAGAGAUUGUAACGUUUUGUUCUGCAAAAGAAAAUAUGUCAGUAAAUACCCCAGUGAUAAAAGCGGUUGUUCACAAGUGACUAAAUGAGACGACUAAACUUCAUAGUGUCG
Messenger RNA from Notothenia coriiceps (black rockcod), 624 nucleotides. Its product is annotated as probable phospholipid-transporting ATPase VD. Gene Ontology annotation, biological process: phospholipid translocation. The transcript has 2 exons. Gene Ontology annotation, cellular component: plasma membrane. Bases 127 to 420 code for a protein of 97 amino acids. NCBI's taxonomy places the organism in Eukaryota, Metazoa, Chordata, Actinopteri, Perciformes, Nototheniidae. Gene Ontology annotation, molecular function: ATPase-coupled intramembrane lipid carrier activity. The record is from RefSeq and is a predicted model, not a curated record.